Penicillium bovifimosum is the source of this 3156-nucleotide messenger RNA. Its product is annotated as FAR11/STRIP family protein. The record is from RefSeq and is a predicted model, not a curated record. Bases 1 to 3156 code for a protein of 1051 amino acids. Lineage: Eukaryota; Fungi; Ascomycota; Eurotiomycetes; Eurotiales; Aspergillaceae. Gene Ontology annotation, cellular component: cytosol. The transcript has 5 exons. Gene Ontology annotation, biological process: cytoskeleton organization.
AUGGACGCAGCUUCUGAUGCACCCGAAGCCACGAUGCAGGAGCAUCAUAUCGUCAAGGCAGAUGAGAUCGAUCAAACAGGAACCGAUAUCUCGCCUGUUUCAGAUGACCAACUUAUGGAAGAGGCCUCUCAGGCCGCACCCGCCCCUGAGAUGGCGCCCUCUGCCCCCGAAAGGUCCAUGAAGCGACCCGAUCUUCGUCGUGAAAACUCAGUUCCACCUCCACCUCUGCAGCCACCGCCGCCAGCUCCAGUUCAGGAGAACGCGGGCCAAGGAACGAGCUCGCUGAGCUUAUCCGAGCUGCGGAAGCUGGUGAGCGAUAUGCCCAAAAUUGAGCAACCAGCCUAUGCUUUUGAAUAUGCCGAUGCGCAGAGUUUUUCUGAGGAGCUCGACGAAUGGUUUCAAUACAAUGACUUUGACCGUGUCAUGUUGACCGGUACCAAAACCACCUUUAACCAUAAAUGGCCGGCCUUUUGCCAGCAACACCAGUCAAGUACGCCCGCGGUGUCUUGGCUCGAUGCAUCCCAUGAUCUACGGCACCUGUUCAUUUCUCGGAUGAUUGAGGACUUGCAGCAUUCGGAAGUUUCUGUGCGAUUGGAGGCCCUUGAAACCGUUUGUUAUGUCGUCACUGGUGUGUGGGGUCUCACCGGUGGAAAAGUAGCGCCCAACUAUCCGUCAGACGUGGACUCCAAAACAGCGGCUGAAACGCCAUUACAGAAGUCUAUGCAGAUUCAAUGCAUCGAGGAGAAUGUUUCUCUCCUCCAGGAAUGCUCCGGCGUGACCGCUCUGGUGGCGUAUAUGUGCCGCCUCUUUGAUAAAUCCCGCUCGGCAAUGGGCUCGGACUCAAGCAUCGACUACGAGAGACUCAGCCCGGGCGAUAUCGCUGCCCCGGAGCGUGAAGCUAACUUGGUACUUACAACUUUGUACUUUGCCGUGGAAGUCGGCCGCAGACAACAGGCGCGAAACCCUCAGUGCAGCUCGAUUCGCGAUGCAUUGACUGACUCAUCGCCAAAUCUUCUGGUCUCUAUCGUUGAGAUCAUUGCCCGGCUGCGAUGGGAUGAGUCUGCUAAUAUCCCGCUGACGAGGAUUCUCCUGUUGCUCUGGAAGUCCCUGCUUCUUGUCUUUGGCGGGGCCGAUGAUUUAAAGCGCGCAAAGGAAGUCCUUGAGCCUGCUCUCUCAGCUGAAAAGGAUGACACAAAACGCAGAACGCCAUUCUUACACGCGUCUCCUUUGGACUAUCAUCUCUUCCGCCAGGAAAUAACCUCCAAAUACCCAGCCUACAACCCUCCACCGCUUGUUGUUCCAUUGGAACUGGAGAACAAUUCCAUCCUACCACCUCUUCCGCAUAACUCAGCUAGAGCGAACGCAUCCAAUGGUAUAUUCUGUGGUGUUGGCCCAUCGGUCGCCGGUGGAAAUGGUUCUAUCCUCCAGCAGGCCGUUCACAUCGCAACCCCGGCACCAUCUCCACCGCCGUCACCCGCCGGUCCAGGAGGGAAAGGUGUUAAGAAACAGAAUUACCAGACCAACCAAAAUUUCCCCUUUAUGUAUCCACCCCUGGAUGAUUCCAGCAACCGCAUUGGCGGCAAGGGUACCACCGAACGCCAGGACGCACUGGUUGGCAAGAAAUGGGAGGGCAGCGAUGUUCCUGCGUCCAUCAUUGAAGCCGGAAAGCUUUUCUCCACCCAUGUCAAGAUGACCCGUGCGAUGCGGCAGCUCUGGCAGGAGCGUGAACACUUUAUGAAGUAUGAUCGGGGAUGGAACUCAGAGGAUGCUGCUCACUUCCCCGACAAUGUCUCAGAUGAUCUACCGGACGACUUUGAACAUUUGGAUUUGUCGGGCGAUGAGGAGAAGACGAAGUCUGAACCCGCACCAAAACCAGUAGUCAAAGAGACAGAUGAUCCUGAUAUCCAGCGGCGUCUGGAUGCGGUUGAGUCAUUCUAUUCCCGAACCCUGGCGUACCUUCAAUCCAUCACGAUCGUGUUCCUGAAGAUCAUCCUGACAAAUGUCAGUGCAGUGGUCAACCAGGCUGGUAGCCAGAGUACCAGUAACGGUCAUUCCAUGGCCAGCUCUGUCGAUCUCUUUUCCGAUGGAUCCAUCGAUGAGCUGGACAACAUCCGACUCCGCGAGAUCACGGGUAAAGCCGUGUCUGGCACUCUUUUGCUUCUUCUUAAGUGGUUUAAGCGAUCUCAUAUCUUGAAAUUUGAAUACAUGACACAGCUUCUACUUGACUCCAACUACAUUCCCUUGAUUCUCAAGAUGUUUGCGCAUCAAGACGUCGAUCAAGCGGUGGCACAUAAGAACGACCGCGAAGACCUAUCAUUCUUCCACUUCUGCCAAAGUAACACAGAUCACCCUCUAAACGAGGACCACUCAGAUGGCGACACAGAAAGUGAAGACGAAGCAAUGCCUCCGCCAAUCUCCCGCUUCCGUCCCGACCCAACAGCAAACGGCAGCAUGCCUGGUCUCCACGAAGAAGACAACCUGGAAGACAUGCUAAACGGCAUCACCCGUUCCACCCGGCCCGAAGUCGACGAACUGGGCUACCCAACCGCACCCCUCCCGAAAGAACCCAUCAAACUCUACUCCUUCCGCAACUUCUUCUCCGCCAUCAACUACCUCCACGUCAUGCAAAAGAUAACCCGCGACAAGGCCCACCGGUGUCUCCUCCUCGUUCAAUACAAAUCCAGCAACAUCCUCCGAAAGGGCCUGAAAAUCCCAGACCCCCACCUCCGCUUCUACACCCUCAAACUCUUCAAGUCCCAGGUCCCCUACUGUGGCCGCAAGUGGCGUCAGAGUAACAUGCGCGUUAUUACCGCUAUUUACCUUUAUUGUCGUCCCGAGCUGCGCGAUGACUGGCUCGCUGGCUCUGAUGUUGAUGCUGAGGUUGAGGAGGCGUUGCCGUUGGAACAGGCUUUGCGCGGUCUUACGCAUUGGUGGCAUCUAAGGCAGUAUAAGGAUGUUAUGGGUGGUGAGGAGGGGUCGUCGUUGGUGGAGGAAGAGCGAGAUUUCUUCGUUAGAGAGCUUGAGGCUAUGGGCUGGGGUGCUGCUGAGGAGACUUUGAAUGGGGUUUGUGAGGAGGAGAUUGGGGGCGUUAUGAUGCAUGGUAAUGAAUGGGAUGGUGUGCCGCUGCCUAUGGAGGGGUGGACCGGGUGGUCGUAG